AAUGUAUUGACCACCUGUUCUAGGUUCUUUUCCAUACUUUAUUACAUUUUGUUUUCCCGAAUAAUUUCUUUUAUUCCAUGUUUCAAUUAUUAACAAUUGUCAUUAGUAUUGUUUUUAAUAAUAAUCACUAAUCAAUCAGUAGUUCACAAUUUAUGAUAUGUCUAUAGUAUAGUUAAAUCCUCACUACCACUACAAUAUACCUAUGCACUGUGUACAUAUAUCACACAUUCUAAUUAACAUUUUUAUUUAAAAAAAAAAUUCAUGUUAUCUGUAGGUUUGAUAAUAAACUACAGAAUUACAAUUUUUUUUUAAUUUUAAAUUACUAAGUUAACAAAAAAUAUGAUGCCUAGAGGAAAAAAUGGUUAUUCCUGGGAAUUGAACUCAGGAACUCAAGAUAGUGAGCCAUUACUAGAAAGAGAUACUGAAGAUCCGGAUGAUGUAUUAUUUACAUCCCGUCCAGGCACAUCAACAUUUGUAGCUGAUAUGCUGAGUUCACAUUCUCAUAAGAUGAAUAAUCAACACAAUCAACUUGACCUCAUAUCUAAUUCAGUAAAAACUUUGAAAAAUGUUUCAGAAGAUAUAAGUGUCGAGUUAGAUCAUCAAAAUGUAAUGCUUGAAAAUUUAAGCACUGAAUUAGACAAAACAGAAUCAAGAUUAGACAUGGUAUCAAAAAAGGUGGCACAAGUUCUACAAUUGUCUGAUGACAGAAGACAAUGGAUGGCAAUUGGAAUUUUAGUUGGUAUUAUUUUAAUAACCAUCAUUCUUUUAAUUAUUUUAUAAAUUAUGUUCAAACAUUAUAUUUGGUAAAAAAAGA
Messenger RNA from Melanaphis sacchari, 814 nucleotides. Its product is annotated as syntaxin-10. Lineage: Eukaryota; Metazoa; Arthropoda; Insecta; Hemiptera; Aphididae. The record is from RefSeq and is a predicted model, not a curated record. Bases 340 to 780 code for a protein of 146 amino acids. The transcript has 4 exons.